Molecule: messenger RNA, 2385 nt
Organism: Pipistrellus nathusii (Nathusius's pipistrelle)
Lineage: Eukaryota; Metazoa; Chordata; Mammalia; Chiroptera; Vespertilionidae
Source: the annotation of a GenBank genome assembly
AUGCGGGUCCGGGUCGGGCUGACGCUGCUGUUCUGCGCGGUGCUGCUGGGCACGGCCUCGGCGUCCUCGGAUGAUGAAAGCAGCCAGGAUGAAUCCUUAGAUUCCAAGACUUCUUUGCCAUCAGAUGAGUCAGUAAAGGACCACAGCACAGCAGGCAGAGUAGUUGCUGGUCAGAUAUUUCUUGAUUCAGAAGAGCCAGAAUUGGAAUCACCUAUUCAGGAGGAGGAAGACAGCCCCAGGAGCCAAGAAGGGGAGAGUGGCACAGAAGAAGUCAGCUUUUUAGAAUCUUCAAAUCCAGAAAACAAAGAUUAUGAAGAACCAACGAAAGUACGGAAACCAGCUUUGACCGCCAUUGAAGGCACAGCACAUGGAGAGCCCUGCCACUUCCCUUUUCUUUUCCUGGAUAAGGAAUAUGAUGAGUGCACGUCAGAUGGGAGGAAAGAUGGCAGACUAUGGUGUGCUACAACCUAUGACUACAAGGCAGAUGAAAAGUGGGGCUUUUGUGAAACUGAAGAGGAGGCUAUUAAAAGACGGCAAAUGCAAGAAGCAGAAGUGAUGUACCAGACUGGGAUGAAAAUCCUCAAUGGAAGCAAUAAGAAAAGCCAAAAAAGAGAAGCGUAUCGGUAUCUUCAAAAGGCAGCAAGCAUGAACCAUACCAAGGCCCUGGAGAGAGUGUCGUAUGCUCUUUUGUUUGGUGAUUACCUGACACAGAACCUCCAGACGGCGAAAGAGAUGUUUGAGAAGCUGACUGAGGAAGGCUCUCCCAAGGGACAGGCUGCUCUUGGUUUUCUCUACGCCUCUGGACUUGGUGUUAAUUCAAGUCAGGCAAAGGCUCUUGUAUAUUAUACUUUUGGAGCUCUUGGGGGCAACCUAAUAGCCCACAUGAUUUUGGGCUACCGCUACUGGGCUGGCAUCGGGGUCCUCCAGAGUUGUGAAUCCGCGCUGACUCAUUACCGUCUUGUGGCCAACCAUGUUGCUAGUGAUAUCUCGCUGACGGGAGGCUCAGUAGUGCAGAGAAUACGGCUGCCAGAUGAGGUGGAAAAUCCAGGAAUGAACAGUGGGAUGCUAGAAGAAGAUUUGAUUCAGUAUUACCAGUUCCUAGCUGAAAAGGGUGAUGUUCAAGCACAGGUUGGUCUGGGACAACUGCAUCUGCACGGAGGCCGUGGAGUAGAACAGAAUCAUCAGAGAGCGUUUGACUACUUCAAUUUAGCAGCGAAUGCUGGCAAUUCACAUGCGAUGGCCUUCUUGGGAAAGAUGUACUCAGAGGGAAGUGAUAUUGUGCCUCAGAGUAAUGAGACAGCCCUUCACUACUUUAAGAAAGCUGCUGACAUGGGCAACCCAGUUGGACAGAGUGGGCUUGGAAUGGCUUACCUCUACGGGAGAGGAGUUCAAGUUAAUUAUGAUCUGGCACUGAAGUAUUUCCAGAAAGCUGCUGAGCAAGGCUGGGUGGAUGGGCAGCUGCAGCUUGGCUCCAUGUACUAUAAUGGCAUUGGAGUCAAGAGGGAUUAUAAACAGGCCUUGAAGUAUUUUAACUUAGCUUCUCAGGGAGGCCACAUCUUGGCUUUCUAUAACCUCGCACAGAUGCACGCCAGCGGCACAGGUGUGAUGCGAUCCUGCCACAAUGCAGUGGAGUUGUUUAAGAAUGUGUGUGAACGGGGCCGCUGGUCCGAGAGGCUUAUGACUGCCUAUAACAGCUAUAAAGACGGUGACUACAAUGCUGCCGUGAUCCAGUACCUCCUGCUGGCCGAACAGGGCUACGAAGUGGCACAGAGCAACGCCGCCUUCAUCCUCGACCAGAGAGAAGCCACCAUUGUAGGUGAGAACGAAACCUACCCCAGAGCUUUGCUGCACUGGAACAGGGCUGCCUCGCAAGGCUAUACUGUGGCUAGAAUUAAGCUUGGAGACUACCAUUUCUAUGGAUUUGGCACCGAUGUGGAUUACGAGACUGCGUUUAUUCAUUAUCGUCUAGCAUCUGAGCAACAACACAGCGCACAGGCUAUGUUUAAUCUGGGAUAUAUGCAUGAGAAAGGACUAGGCAUUAAACAGGAUAUUCACCUUGCAAAGCGUUUUUAUGACAUGGCAGCCGAAGCCAGCCCAGAUGCACAGGUACCAGUCUUCCUAGCGCUCUGCAAAUUGGGCGUCGUCUAUUUCUUGCAGUACAUACGGGAAGCAAACAUUCGAGAUGUAUUUACCCAAGUUGAUAUGGACCAGCUUCUGGGACCUGAGUGGGACCUUUACCUCAUGACCAUCAUCGCGUUGCUGCUGGGAACAGUCAUAGCCUACAGGCAGAGGCAGCACCAAGACAUGCCCGUCCCCAGGCCCCCCGGGCCACGGCCGGCACCACCCCAGCAGGAGGCUCCACCGGAGCAGCAGCCACCGCAGUAA